This is a messenger RNA of Calliphora vicina (urban bluebottle blowfly), 3472 nucleotides long. It is a transcript of the gene brk, whose product is annotated as brinker. Lineage: Eukaryota; Metazoa; Arthropoda; Insecta; Diptera; Calliphoridae. Bases 639 to 2906 code for a protein of 755 amino acids. Gene Ontology annotation, molecular function: sequence-specific DNA binding. The record is from RefSeq and is a predicted model, not a curated record. The transcript has a single exon.
CUUCAUCGUUGCUUAGUUAGUUGGAAAAGAAAAAACGAAGUGAUCGAACGUGUUCUUGUUAUUUUGCCGCUGUUUGUUUCGUUUCACACCUCCAAUCCCGCACCUAUUGAAGACGUUCACACUUUUUGAAAAGAAAAACAAAAAAAAAAACAAUUAGAAUCAGUGAAAGAACACAAAACAUUUUAUACUCGCGCUCAUUCACACUAUGAGACACAGCGUCGACAGCCAACAACUACGAUGUUGUUUCGGUAGCAGAUAAAAAAAAUACAGCAACAACAGCAAAACAACUAGAACGAGUCUUCGAAAUAGAACGCAUUACACUUGUGAUUUGGAUUUUAAGGUGUUCAGUCACAUAUACAAAAAUAACCGUCGGAAUGCAUUAAAAAUAUAUACUACAUACGAGUACAUAGUGAAGAAUGAAAAAGCAUUAAAAAGCUAUAUAUAACAAUUUUUAAUAGAUAUUUUAUUUUAAUAAAAUAAAAAAAAAAAACAUUUUAAGCAAAAAAAAAAGUUAAAAAAAUUAUUUAUUGUAAUCGGAAGUGCCUUCAUUUAAAUACAUACACACACUGAUACAAAUAUAAUCUAAAAAAAUAUAUAAUAUAAUAUAAUAUAAUUAUACUUAACUUAACAUUAAAAAAAUGGAAAAUGAUCAUCAAACAGCUAAGAAAAGUGAGAAUUUUCAUAAAAAUAAAAGUGGAUCAUCUGCAAAACAUACUUUAAAUGGUGAAAACAAAGAAGAGAUUAUUAAUAUGGAAUCCACAAAUAAUAGAAAUACGCAUCAUGCUUCACAGGUUUCAUUGUCAAGCAGUAAAGGAGUUAUUACAAAUUCAAACAGUCCAAAAAUGGGAUCUAGACGUAUAUUUACACCACAAUUCAAAUUGCAGGUUCUGGAAUCUUAUAGAACCGAUAAUGAUUGUAAAGGGAAUCAACGAGCUACAGCCAGAAAAUAUAAUAUUCAUCGACGUCAAAUUCAAAAAUGGCUACAAUGUGAGUCUAGUCUCCGUUCCUCGGUAGCGAAUAUAAAUCAUUCUUCAGUAAAACACCAAUUUCAUAACGUCAGUGUGCAACAACAACAACAAACGAAACAUGUUGCAAUUACCACCCACUCUUCAGUUAGCAGUUCAUCAUAUGCAUCCAGUCAACUACAUUCUUCACAUUUAUGUCUAGAUUCAACUAGAGGUUCUGCAUCGCUUAAUUCUAUGAAAGUGCCAUCGUUAUCUUCUUGUGUAACUACACCAACUAAUCAGGGAUCCCAUGAUAUUUUUGAAGCUUCAAAUUUGGCUGCAGUGGUGGCUGCUGCUGCUGCUUCAGGCACUAUCCCAAUUACAAGCUCAUCGGGCACAUCGCCAGCAUCAACGCCAGUUGUGUCGCCAUUGCGACCUUCGGUGACUAUUAUUUCAAAUAGAAAUACAAAUUCGGCAAUAUCACCUUUACUUCAUCAUCCCCAUCACUAUGGAAUCCCACCAUACAGCAAUAUGUCUUCUACUGUGCCAAUAUUAGCCCAUCAUCUAUCAAAUCCCCAACAACAUAUGCACCAACAAACUCUUCCAACACAUCAGACAUCAUACCAAUACCACAACAUGACAUAUUCGCCAACAAUAUCAUCGCAUCAUCAUCAAACGGAGAAACAGCAGUCAUCUUCAUAUUUUACGCCCAUAAGUCUACCUACCAUUAACGUCUUAUCAGCAGCUGCCUCUACUGCCAGCAGUUAUUCAGGAAGAGAUACUGAACUUACAAAUAAAUUGGAUUUGAUUCCAAUGGGGAGUAAAACAUACCCUAAACAUGAACUUGUAUCUGAUAAGUCGCCUUUUUUGUGUAAUAACAAUCAGGGCUAUGCUAAUUAUGAAUGCCCUGAGUCUGCUGGCAUUAUAAACUCCUCAAAUAUUAAUUUUGCAAGCACUAUCAAUCAGUUGGAGGAAAAUUCAUCAUCCUAUUCCACGGCGUAUCCAUUUGGGCCAAUGGACUUAUCACUUCGUCAUCGUCGAGAUGUAAAGUCUGAAUUUGUUGCGAAUAUAAAAUCCAGUUUUCACAACACAGAAGAAACUCCUGUACGAAAAGAAUGGAACGAUAAGGCGGGUGUCGUUGAUUUGACAUAUCGUAAACGAAGGGUUCUUAAUAUGCCUCAUUCAAGUGAAGAUUACAAAAAUGAAUUCUCCGAAAAGCAUCUGAAAUUGUCCAACCCCGACAUAUCACUAAAUAAAUCACUUACUUAUAGUCCGAUUGAAGAUUGUGCUAAUCAUAUCACGACAAAUUCAUCUAACGCCCAUGAUGACGACGAUGUUGAAAUUGAAGUAGGAAUGGAAGAAAAAUUUCCAACAUCAUCCAAGCCAGUUAAGCUUUUCAAACCAUAUUUGCUAGACGAGUGUGAAAACAAAGACAGCUACAUCAGUAGUAAUAUAAAUAAAUUUAGUAAAACUGAACAUAGACAAAAAUUAGAACAAAUUACAACAUGUUGCUUUUCGAAUGGUAUUUCAACAACAACUAACAAUUCUAAUGAUCCUCUCACACGUGACAAUACUUUUCCAGAUGUUGUAAAGGAAAACAUUAAUGCUUGCGUUAACGGUUCUAAUUUUCUUGUAGAUUCUAGAUGUGAAAGUCCUAGAAGUGCCUGCAGUCCAGCAGCAAUUGUCCCUACAAUGUCGCCAACGAACUUUCAGUGCCCCAAAGGAUCACCAGCCUCAUCAGGUUAUGAAAGCUCUACAUCAACAUAUAGUGACUCAUCUUCAUCCUCCAGAAAUGACACAUUCACGUACGGGCAAACAUACUGCGUUAACCUACAAAUGCAAACCAUCUACAAUGAAAACAUACAUGUCAUUCAUCAUCCAUCAAAAAACGUACAAAAAUGGUUGGAAAAAGAUGAUUCCAAACCGCUGACAUCUAAUUCGUCUAUAGCUUUAUUGGUAUAAGUUUAUUCUAUAAAUAAUAUUUACAUAUAUGUAGAUAAUAAGGUCAAUUAAAUCUUGAGUUAUUACAUGUUGCCUCGUAUGUCUAAUCAAAAACACCACUCUUAAUACGCAACUGACGUACAUAUAUAUAUAUAAAUAGAUACAUAUAUAUUUGAAACAUAUCGUUUUUUAUUUGAAUAAAAACGUACAUAAGUAAUAUAAUAAACAUAACUACAUCAUGAAAUUUACUUGUAAGAUGUUAAUAAAUAUGAGUCAAUUAAUAGACAUUUUCGGUAUAUUAAGUAACAAUUUUUUCUUAAAAAGAAAUUUUGUAAUAUUUGUUUACGUAUUUAAAAGAAAGCUUUAAUUAAUACAGUUUUGGAAUAAUUUGGCGAUUAAUUGUGAUAUAAAUUGAACUGUUUAAAUUAAAAUAACACAUGAUUAUUAAAUUUUAAGUGUCUUAAGUAUACGUAGUAUUCAUUUUAAAAUAUGUUUAUUGUAUUUUUUUAUAUGAUAUGCAUAUGUAUAUCGUUCGCAUACAUGAGAAAAAAUUGUAUUUGGAAUAAAUAAUUUUAUUUAAUAAUAAA